Molecule: messenger RNA, 3630 nt
Organism: Musa acuminata subsp. malaccensis (wild Malaysian banana)
Lineage: Eukaryota; Viridiplantae; Streptophyta; Magnoliopsida; Zingiberales; Musaceae
Product: receptor-like protein kinase THESEUS 1
Biological process (GO): protein autophosphorylation
Cellular component (GO): plasmodesma; plasma membrane
Molecular function (GO): ATP binding; transmembrane receptor protein tyrosine kinase activity
Source: RefSeq, a predicted model, not a curated record
GUCGUCCGCUGACGCCGUCAAGCGCGCCAUGUGCGCGAAGCCGCGUGAAGGCACAUGGCCCUCUGGCUCCUCUCCCCAUCUCAAAAAGACCUCUGUCUGCUGUCACAUCCGCGGCGAAAUUUACUCUCGUGCAUACCGAAGCUCGGUCGCACAUCUCUCGUGGCUCCGUUUGAAGAUCCAUCUCGGCUCCUCGGCAUUGGUGUUCACGGAGAGGAGGAGGAGGAGGAGGAAAUGGAAGGAAGCCGCGCCGCAUGAUCUCGAGGGUUGGACUGGAACAGCUCUAAAUCCGCUCGCUGGUAUCGGAAAGCUGGUGGUGGCAGCCAGCCUCAUCUCAUUCCCCAGGCUGGAAAGCAGCUGUUUUGGGUCUCACAACAGCCUUGGCAGAUCCUUAUGGUGGGCUCAUUCAGCUCAAAAUCCCGUCUUUGUCCAUCCUCGGAGCACUGCCCGAGUUCCGAUCUUGGAGUGGGAAGGGGGUGUGUCUGAGUUCCGGAGGUGAAGUCCCUAUCUAGGUUUAUCUCCUUACUCUUCUCUGGUUUUGUUUUCCUAGACCAAGGGCUCCGCUCUUGUAGAUCUCAGUUCUUUCAUGAUUUAGAGUACUUAUCCUUUUCCCUUGGUCUGUCAGCGCAAUCAGAAACUGAGGAGAAAUAGUUUAGGAGCUCAGAAAGUAAAGAUCAGUAGAAUGUGCUAAUCUUGAUCUGCAAGUUAUGGACUUUCGUUGCUUAGGUCUCAAGAAUGUGAUCCACAAGUUUCGAGUUGGGAAUUUGGUGAUCUGAUUUCUCCUUUUGGAAUUUAAAGUGCUGGAGAUACUCAUCUCAUAAUCUCACUGUGCAUGCAUCUGGCUGUGUUAGGAGUUGAGGAUGGGGAAUCUGGAAAUGAUGAGGUUGAUCUAUUUGUUCUUCUCUGUUUUAUUCCCUGCCUUGAUUCUUGAGAGUUCCUCUGCUGCAUUCACUCCCGCAGACAACUAUCUCCUCGCCUGCGGAUCUUCCCAGGAUGUGUCGGUCCAAGGCCAGCUUUUCGUUCCUGAUUCGCAGCAGUCCUCGUUUUCUCUAAGAACUUCCGGAGAUGGAACCUUUUCCGCCUCCAAUUCUGCUCUCCCAUCCCCUGUGUACCAAUCCCUUCGAAUCUUUCAGGAACUUGCCCACUAUAGUUUCGAUAUCCGGCAAGAGGGCCGCCACUGGAUCCGUCUCUACUUCUAUCCCGCUCCCAAUUCUGGCCAUGACUUGAGCUCUGCUCCUUUGACCGUCGUGACAGAUGAGUUCGUCCUCAUGAAUAACUUCACCUUCAAGAACUCCAACCGUACUUACCUGUUCAAAGAGUACUUGGUGAACGUGACCUCUGAUUCCUUGGUCCUCACCUUUAUCCCGUCAAACGGCUCCGUUUCAUUUGUUAAUGGGAUCGAAGUCAUCUCGGUUCCUGACGGGCUGAUCUAUGACCAGGCUCUUGCUAUACCUAAUGCCCCUUUCAGUGGUCUUUCGGUGCUCGGUCUCGAGACCAUGUAUCGCUUGAAUAUGGGUGGUCCUCUGCUCACACCACAGAAUGAUUCUCUUGGGAGGACUUGGGAAAAUGAUGCCAAGUUCCUUCACGUAAACAGCUCUGCGGUGAAGGUGUCGGUGGAUCUGGCAACUAUAACUUACCCUGACGGAAUCACCAUUGAGACAGCACCAAGGUGGGUUUAUUCCACCGCGGAAGCAAUGGAAGACGCAAACGUGACGGAUUUAAAUUUCAACAUCACCUGGGUCUUCUCAGUGGAUCCAAGCUUCCUUUACCUGAUCCGUCUCCAUUUCUGUGAUAUCGUUAGUAAGGCUCUGAACACGCUCGUCUUCAAUGUUUAUGUCAAUUCUGACAUUGCCAUCGCCAGUUUGGAUCUGUCAUCGCUCAAGGGUGAGUUGGCUGUACCCUACUACAAGGAUUUUGUUUCAAGCUCCUCAAAUGGUUCGAACACACUGUCUGUUAGUGUCGGUCCAGAUACGAUGGCUGAUUUCAGCAAUGCUAUAUUGAAUGGGUUGGAGAUCAUGAAGAUUAGCAACGAUGCAAAAAGCUUGGAUGGAGUCUAUGCUGUGAAAGACCUUCUGCCCGAGUCACCCUCGGGGAGGAAUAAAUUGGGAAUAGUAAUUGGAAUAGUCUUGGGAUCAUUGGUUGUCAUCGCAUUGGCAACUUUGAGCUACUGCUGUUUUGUUGUUCGCAAGAGAAAAACUAGGCCCCAUGACCAUCCAUGGUUACCGCUACCCUUCUACGGGAACUCCCACACCAUCAGCAAAGUGUCAACAACUUCUCAGAAGAGCGGAACAGCAAGCUGCAUAUCUUUGGCCUCGACAAACCUUGGACGUGUUUUCAUGUUCCAAGAGAUCCUGGAUGCCACCAACAAGUUUGACGAGAGCUUGCUUCUUGGAGUGGGUGGGUUUGGAAAAGUCUACAAGGGCACACUAGACGAUAGCACUAAAGUCGCUGUCAAGCGAGGGAAUCCGAGGUCCGAGCAAGGGCUAGCUGAAUUCCAGACUGAGAUCGAGAUGUUAUCCAAGCUCCGCCAUCGCCAUCUGGUCUCGCUCAUAGGCUACUGUGAUGAGCGUUCUGAGAUGAUUUUGGUCUACGAAUACAUGGCGAAUGGGCCUCUAAGGAGCCAUCUAUAUGGUACCAACCUUCCAUCUCUGUCAUGGAGACAGCGCCUUGAGAUCUGCAUCGGUGCUUCAAGGGGAUUGCAUUACCUUCACACCGGUGCAGCACAGAGCAUCAUCCACCGUGACGUGAAGACCACCAACAUUCUUUUAGAUGAGAACUUCGUUGCUAAGGUGGCAGACUUCGGCCUUUCAAAGACUGGUCCUGCCUUGGAUCAGACCCAUGUUAGCACUGCGGUGAAAGGGAGCUUUGGAUAUCUCGAUCCUGAGUACUUCAGGAGGCAGCAGCUGACUGAGAAGUCUGAUGUCUACUCCUUUGGUGUUGUAUUGAUGGAAGUUCUCUGUGCAAGGCCAGCUCUCAACCCUGUGCUCCCCAGAGAGCAGGUGAACAUUGCGGAGUGGGCAAUGAGCUGGCAGAAGAAGGGCAUGCUGGAAAGAAUUGUAGAUCCAGCAUUGGUGGGGAAAAUUCAUCCAGGUUCCCUUAGGAAAUAUGGUGACACGGCUGAAAAAUGCCUGGCAGAACAGGGAGUUGACAGGCCGACAAUGGGAGAUGUUCUAUGGAACCUUGAGUAUGCUCUCCAGCUUGAGGAGACUUCAUCGCUUGCCGACCCAUAUGAGAACAGCAUAAGGAGUAUCUCUGGUAUCAUGUUGCCGCAGAUGGAACCUCUGGACAGCAGCAUUAGCGUAGUCGAGGGAGUAAACACCAGUACUGACGACGACGCAGAAGAUGCUACAACAAGCGCGGUAUUCUCUCAACUUGUAAACCCUCGAGGAAGAUAAGGUCAAAUCAGAUUGUUGCUUCAGAAUUUGCUGCAGGUAUGUGCAAAUGAAAGAUUACUUUCUAUGACUGUGAGUUCUUGUGUUUCAAUUUAUAACAUAUGCCAAUUUGAUGAGGCUACGCCGCAACGACUUAGGGCUAGAUAUCUUCAGUUGUAAGCUGGGUGCCUUCAGCUUGUGAAAUAUCCAUGAUUAAUAUCCAAUGAUAAUAAAUGAUUGAAACAAGCUUCUUUUUUUUUUA